UAGAGCUUCACAUUCUGCCUUUGAGUGAGGAUGACGGAGUCACUCAUUUCCAUCCGUCCCUCUAAAGAAGAGAAUGCCCGGGACUUUUAACUAAUAAACCGUAAGAAAGAGGAGAUGAAGAAGGAUUAAAAGUUGUUGUGAAACUAGAAUCUCCCGCUAACGCUGUUAUGAAGCCUGGACUAUAAACGAAGUACAGAAAGCCUUUAAUGAAGGGCGCGCAGCGGACCGUAACUUCCUUCGCGGUGAUGAAGUUGUGUAACCGGGGAGCGCUGAUGCUGGUCACCACGGCGUUAUCCUUCAUAGCGUUCAGCCUGAUGACCAUCGCAGUGGGAACGGACUACUGGCUGUACUCCCGGGGCAUCUGCCGGUCCAAGACGUCGAUCCAUGACAACGAGACCAUCCGCAAGAACGAGGUGGUGAUGACUCACUCCGGGCUCUGGCGCACCUGUUGUCUCGAAGGGACGUUCACAGGGGUGUGUAAAGAAAUUGAUUAUUUCCUCGAGGAUGCAGACUAUGAGCAGGAUGCUGCGGAAUACCUACUGAGAGCAGUGAGAGCCUCCAGUAUAUUCCCCAUAAUGAGUGUAGGUCUGUUGUUUCUGGGAGGAGUGUGUGUGGCCGGCAGCGAGUUCUACAAGACACAACACAACGUCAUGCUCAGCGCCGGGAUACUGUUUGUCUCCGCAGGACUCAGUAACAUCAUUGGCAUCAUCGUCUACAUCUCGGCUAACUCUGGUGACCCGGGUCAGAGCGACAGUAAGAAGAGUUACUCGUACGGCUGGUCUUUCUACUUCGGGGCGUUGUCCUUCAUCUUGGCUGAGAUGGUGGGCGUUCUGACAGUACACGCCUUCAUAGAGCGCCACCGAAAGCUCCGGACCCGCGGCCGUCGCUCCCUCACCAAACACGCUCUGUUCCGCUCCGCGUCCUACUACAGCCGCUACAACCGCUACAGACGGCGCUCCAGUUACCGCGGCAACGUGGACUACCGUCACUCGCUGUCGUCGGCGGGGCAGCUGCGACCUCGCGACCCCUCGCCGUUGCCGGUGGCCCUGUCCGUGUCAAAGGUUGUCGCCGCGGGGCCGGCGGGGUCGGAGUUGCACAAACUAACGCCGCCCGACAACAAGAUGGCAGCCGCUGCAGGAGGAGGAGGAGGAGGA
Messenger RNA from Oncorhynchus keta (chum salmon), 1154 nucleotides. Its product is annotated as voltage-dependent calcium channel gamma-3 subunit-like. Gene Ontology annotation, biological process: neurotransmitter receptor transport, postsynaptic endosome to lysosome; calcium ion transport; postsynaptic neurotransmitter receptor diffusion trapping. Gene Ontology annotation, cellular component: postsynaptic density membrane; AMPA glutamate receptor complex. NCBI's taxonomy places the organism in Eukaryota, Metazoa, Chordata, Actinopteri, Salmoniformes, Salmonidae. The annotation marks the transcript as partial. Gene Ontology annotation, molecular function: channel regulator activity; voltage-gated calcium channel activity. The transcript is spliced from 4 exons. The record is from RefSeq and is a predicted model, not a curated record.